ACUACAGUUACAUUGUUGCCACUCAGUGAGGAUGUCUGUGCGAGAUGGGGUCGCCUCCCGGGGCGGGGCGUCACUGGCUGAGACUUGCAGAUCUUCAACAGAAAAUGUGAAGUUAUCUCGAAAGUUGCUCAAUUUACUACUCUCUAAUUAUUUCACAAUGGGGAAGCUGGUUUUCGUAUCACUUUUUGUUGCUGCUUUAUCAGCAUUUCUUGGAGAGAGAGUUAUUAACUUGAGGAAAAGGACUCUUGCUUCCAGAAAGCUUGUCCAAACCCACCUCCCGAACUGCCAUCUAAUCAAAAGCCUUGAGUACGGAUCAGAGGACCUCAUAAUACUUCCCAAUGGACUUGCUAUUAUUAGCACCGGCUUGAAGGAUCCUGUAUUGCCAUCCUAUUGAGAUGCCCCUGGAAAGAUGUACACCCUUGAUCUGAGUGAAGAUUCUAGGAUGAAACCAGUGGAGCUCCGCAUGGGGAGAGGCUUUGACCUGGACUCCUUCAAUCCACAUGGAAUCAGUGUAUACACAGAUGAGACAGAUAACUCAGUAUACCUGUUUGUGGUCAAUCACCCUCAACAAAAAACCCAAGUUGAGAUCUUUCAGUUUGUUGAGGAGGACCACUCCCUUGUCUAUGUGAAAACCAUAAAGCAUGAACUCCUUCACAGUGUGAAUGACAUUGUGGCUGUGGGAGUGGAGAGCUUCUAUGCCACCAACGAUCAGUAUUUUGGUGGAGGCACUCUGAAUACCCUGGAGGCACUUCUGGCUCAGCCCUGGUCUAACGCUGUGUAUUACAGCCCUGAAGAGGUCAAAGUAGUGGCUGAGGGAUUCUACAUGGCCAAUGGCAUCAACAUCUCACCUGACAAAAGGCACAUAUAUGUGGCAGACUUACUUGACCACAACAUACAUGUUUUGGAGCGACUGGAAAGCAACGGUUUGGCCCCCGUGAAGGUCGUGGAAGUGGGCUCUCUUGUUGACAACAUUUAUGUUGACCCUGAGACUGGCGACUUGUGGAUAGGUUGUCACCCUAAUGGCUGGAAACUAUUCCAGAAUGACCCUGAGGAUCUACCUGGAUCUGAGGUGAUUCAGAUUAAAGACAUCCACUCUGAGAAGCCAGUGGUGACCCAGGUGUAUGCUGAUGACGGCAGUGUGCUCAUAGGAUCCUCUGUAGCAGCUCCCUACGGAGCAAAGCUUCUCAUAGGAACAGUCUACCACAAAGCCCUGGUCUGUGAUCUAGCCACAGUAGACCAGUAGCCAAUGCUCUAUGUAGAAAACAGCCAUCCGACAUGGGUUGUGGUCGGAAGAGUGCAAGUGUUCAACGUACUGAACGUUGCAGAUAGAAAUGCAAUGAAUAUAGUUAACAGUCAAUGUUGUACCCUACUGAAUGCUACAGUGGCCUGUGGGGUUCAACUUGCCAGGUAAAAAAAAAUAUGUUAAAGUUAAUUCAUUGCACACUGUCUAAUCACUGGGAGUUAGCUGGCAGAAUGAUAGGUCAAAGAUACCGCUGGUGCACUGAACGAGACCUGUAAUAAUAAAUAGUAGUGUUACAAGUGCCACAUUGUAUAAAAGUUGAUAAAUGACUGGGUAAAUUACAUUUGAAAUGCAUGACAUUGGUUUCUUGAUAAGAAUAAGCUGACAGUUAGUUAUGUUUAAAUUACAGGUACGUCUCACUGAUUUAACAUGGAAAACGUGUUUUAUAAGCUGUUUUUACCCUCUUUGUAAUGUGAACUAGAUUCAGUUGUGAUGUACCUGAAUAUUGUUUUCUUCGCAAAGUGUGUUAAAUCUUUACAUUAAAUGUGUGCUGCUAAUUUGGCAUGCAAGUCUUA
This is a messenger RNA of Coregonus clupeaformis (lake whitefish), 1815 nucleotides long. RefSeq names its product serum paraoxonase/arylesterase 2. The transcript has 9 exons. Lineage: Eukaryota; Metazoa; Chordata; Actinopteri; Salmoniformes; Salmonidae. The record is from RefSeq and is a predicted model, not a curated record. Gene Ontology annotation, molecular function: arylesterase activity.